AAAAGAGAAAAGACACUCCCUUUCUCCCUCGGGGCCAUGGCCAAAUCCUACGACCACCUCUUCAAACUCUUGCUGAUCGGGGACAGCGGCGUGGGCAAGACCUGCCUGAUCAUCCGCUUCGCCGAGGAUAACUUCAGCGGCACCUACAUCAGCACCAUCGGGAUCGAUUUCAAAAUCCGGACAGUGGAGAUCGAGGGCAAGAGGAUCAAACUGCAGGUUUGGGACACUGCUGGACAGGAACGCUUCAAAACCAUCACCACAGCAUAUUACCGGGGAGCCAUGGGGAUCAUCCUCGUGUAUGAUAUCACUGACAGCAAGUCCUUCGAGAACAUCCAGAACUGGAUGAAGAGCAUCAAGGAGAAUGCUUCCGCCGGCGUUGAGCGCCUUUUGCUGGGGAACAAGUGUGACAUGGAAACCAAGCGCAAAGUGCCCCGGGAUCGAGCAGAAAAGCUGUCCAAGGAGCACGGGAUCCGGUUCUUUGAGACGAGCGCCAAAUCCAGCUUGAAUGUGGAAGAGGCCUUCAAUACUCUGGCCCGGGACAUCCUUCUGAAAACAAGCAAGAAAUCGGCUCAAAGCAACAAGGGGCCCUUGGACUUGAAAGGACCACAGAAAAGCAGCAGCAAAUGUUCCUUGGUGUAGCAGCCGGCUGCUGAAAAGCUGCUGUUUGCUACUCUAUAGCACCUGGGGCCUUGGCAUUGGGCCCCAGCGUGCCGGUUCCUCCCUUCCAUUCGAAACGCCUCCAGGUUCUUCCCCGGACAGCACGGGAGGCUAAUUUUUUGCUUCAUAAAACCUCCGAGCUUGCAAGCCAGUAUAGGGCUGGAUCCCCGAUUCUGGCAGCAGGAUGAGGCUUGGAGGCUGGGACUCCCUCCCCUCAACAUUCCCUCCUGCUUCCUCAAUAUGCCUGCAAAUGUAUAUUAAGGGGAUUAUGUGAGCCAGGAUGGAAAUUGAUCUUAAGAGUGGGGGAAUCCGCCGGGGGGUGGGGGGAAUCAGCCACCCUAGGGCCAGAACGUAGUGGGCUGCAAACGAACCCCCCCAGAAUUUCAGGGACGCCACAGGAUGGCGCUCUCUUGUCCUUUGAGCCAGCCUGCUCUUCUGCUUCUUAGCAGGAUGCCUUCACACAACAAUGUGACACAGAGUGUCGGGAGAAUUUGUUCACACUACAGUGAGACUGGGUACUGUACAGUUCAUAGGCUCAGAGGUGGGGACUCCCUCCCCCACAACAUUCCCUUCUGCUUCCUCAAUAUGCCUGCAAAGGGAAGACUUUGACCCGCUUCAGGAUCCUUUGCGGGAGAGGGCCAAACAGCCUCCACCCUAGAAGGUCUCUCCAAUAGGCCCACGUGGAAUCCUCAAACACGUACGUCGGAAUCUUCAAAUUACAUAACCCAAUUUGUGUCUCCCGCUCCCCUUUUGUAAUUCUUUGACAGUAUUAAAUAUUUGCAGUGAA
Heteronotia binoei (common prickly gecko) is the source of this 1444-nucleotide messenger RNA. It is a transcript of the gene RAB13, whose product is annotated as RAB13, member RAS oncogene family. Bases 37 to 639 code for a protein of 200 amino acids. Lineage: Eukaryota; Metazoa; Chordata; Lepidosauria; Squamata; Gekkonidae. The record is from RefSeq and is a predicted model, not a curated record. Gene Ontology annotation, molecular function: GTP binding; GTPase activity. Gene Ontology annotation, cellular component: synaptic vesicle; endosome; trans-Golgi network transport vesicle. Gene Ontology annotation, biological process: Golgi vesicle fusion to target membrane; protein secretion; protein localization to plasma membrane. The transcript is spliced from 8 exons.